Populus nigra (black poplar) is the source of this 1114-nucleotide messenger RNA. RefSeq lists its product as uncharacterized. Gene Ontology annotation, cellular component: cytoplasmic microtubule. Gene Ontology annotation, molecular function: microtubule binding. Lineage: Eukaryota; Viridiplantae; Streptophyta; Magnoliopsida; Malpighiales; Salicaceae. The coding region runs from base 104 to 1000 and encodes 298 amino acids. The transcript is spliced from 5 exons. Gene Ontology annotation, biological process: microtubule cytoskeleton organization. The record is from RefSeq and is a predicted model, not a curated record.
ACAAAUGCUCCUUUAUUGCAUUCCCAUUCUCACGAAUAAAUAACCCAUUGAUAAUUCAUAUUAUCUCUCCCUCCUCAUUUAUUUUGCCCUUUCUUUUAAAAAAAUGGCACUGAGACCCAUUGAUAAUUCACUUCCAAUAGCACCAGAGAGACCCAAAAAACAUGUGAAAGUAGUUUCUGUUCCAAUUCAAAAACAAUCAGAGGUUGGUGUAAAUGAUGAAAACAAGGCUCCUUUGCCCCCAUCCACGGAUUCCACUAUUGAUUAUAUCUCUUCUGAUGAUCUCAAACCCAUUUCUGAUCCUGAAUCCAAGAUCCAAGGUUUGAUUGAAAGGUUAGAUUCAAAGGAUUGGACUAAAGUUUGUGAGUCACUGAAUAAUGCUAGGCGUUUUGCACUGUAUCAUUCCUCCCUCCUGUUACCAUUCUUGGAGAAGGUAAUGUCAGUGGUGGUAAAAGCUAUGAAGAACCCGAGAAGUGCUUUGAUCAAGACCUCUAUUAUGGCUUCAUCUGAUAUUUUUUAUGCCUUUGGUGACCAAUUACUUGACUCUACUAGCGAUGCAUUUGAUAGUUUGCUAUUGCAGCUGCUGCUUAAAGCUUCUCAAGACAAAAAGUUUGUGUGUGAAGAAGCUGAUAGGGCUUUGAAUGCAUUGGUGAAAUCCAUGACUCCUCUGCCUUUGCUUAAUAAGCUUAAGCUAUAUGUUAGCCAUGUCAACCUUAGAAUCAGGGCCAAAGCUGCUAUAUCCAUCUCCAACUUUGUGUCUAAGAUGGAGUUGGAAGGAAUGAAUGAGUUUGGUUUGGUUUCUUUGGUUCAAGUGGCUGCAGAUCUGUUGAAUGAUAGGUUGCCAGAGGCAAGAGAGGCGGCAAGGAGAAUUGUGAUUUCUAUAUAUGAAGCAUAUACAGGAAAUGAAGAGCAGAAGCAGGAGGAAUGGCAAAACUUUUGCCAAUCCAGUUUGCCACCUAUUCAUGCUCAGUCUGUUGUCAAAAUUACAUCUAGUUCUCGUUAGAUUUUAUGUUAAACUAUAUCAGCAAGGGUGUUAGAACUAGGAUUGUUUUAACUAAUCAGAACUUCAAUUGCAUGCAUGUAUAUUUACAUGAUUCGAAGAUUACUGUUCAGGUGA